Arabis nemorensis is the source of this 1836-nucleotide messenger RNA. The record is from the annotation of a GenBank genome assembly. Lineage: Eukaryota; Viridiplantae; Streptophyta; Magnoliopsida; Brassicales; Brassicaceae.
AUGAGAGGCCAUGAUCGGAUUAACAAUUGCUUGCCGGAGGAACUAAUCAUCGACAUAUUCCGGCGACUUGAAUCAAAACCCAGCCGUGACGCUUGUUCCCUUGUCUGCAAACGAUGGCUAUCUCUCGAGCGACUUAGCCGUACCACCCUUCGUAUCGGCGCUUCCUUUUCUCCCGACAUAUUCGUCACUCUUCUCUCUCGCCGAUUCCUCCAUGUUACUUCCAUCCAUGUCGAUGAGCGUCUCUCCGUCUCUCUUCCUUCCCUCUCUCCUCCUCCCAAAAGAAAGCGUGGGAGGGACAAGUCAUCGCCUUCAUCGAGGAAACGUAGUAAGGAUUUGAGUGAUAACACAUAUUCUGAAGCUGAGAACACGGAGUCUUGCAGCUUGACUGAUGCGGGAUUGACUGCUCUCGCGGAUGGUUUUCCGAGGCUAGAAAACUUGAGCUUGAUUUGGUGCCCUAAUGUUUCGAGUUUUGGUUUGCAUUCUCUUGCUCAGAAGUGUACUUCUCUUAAAUCCCUGGAUCUACAGGGUUGCUAUGUUGGAGAUCAAGGCUUAGCAGCUGUUGGAAAGUUUUGUAAGAAACUUGAAGAACUAAACUUGCGUUUUUGUGAAGGCUUAACUGAUGCUGGAGUUAUUGAUCUAGUUGUUGGUUGUGCGAAGUCCUUGAAAUCCAUCGGUGUUGCUGCCUUAGCAAAAAUAUCAGAUUUAUCUCUGGAAGCAGUUGGCUCUCACUGUAAAUUUCUAGAAAUAUUGAGUUUGGAUUCUGAAUAUGUCCAUGAUAAAGGAGUGAUAGCGGUAGCUCAGGGUUGCAAACGGUUGAGAAAUCUGAAGCUUCAGUGUGUUAAUGUAACGGAUGAGGCAUUUACCUCUGUGGGAGAGUUGUGUCCUUUGUUGGAGGGAUUGGCUUUGUAUAGCUUCCAGCAAUUUACUGACAAGGGAAUGCGGGCCAUUGGGAAAGGGUGUAAUAAGCUGAAAAAUCUCACUUUAAGUGAUUGCUACUUUGUAAGUUGCAAAGGUUUAGAAGCUGUUGCUCAUGGUUGCAAGGAACUGACGCGUCUAGAAAUUAAUGGAUGCCACAACAUCGGUACUCUUGGAGUAGAGGCAAUUGGAAAAUCUUGCCGACGCCUCACUGAGUUGGCUUUAUUAUAUUGUCAAAGGAUUGGUAAUUCCGCUCUUCAAGAAAUUGGAAAGGGGUGUAAAUCCCUAGAGAUACUUCACUUAUUAGACUGUUCAAUCAUUGGAGACAACGCUAUAUGCAGUAUUGCUAAAGGCUGUGGCAACCUCAAGAAACUCCAUAUCCGCAGAUGCUACGAGAUUGGAAACAAAGGAGUUAUAGCUGUUGGAAAGCAUUGCAAGUCACUAACCGAGCUUAGUCUCCGGUUUUGCGAUAAAGUUGGAGAUGAAGCAUUAAUCGCCAUUGGAGAAGGUUGCUCCUUACAACAACUAAAUGUAACUGGUUGUCAUCAAAUUGGAGAUGCUGGAAUCACAGCAAUAGCCAGAGGCUCUCCUCGACUCACUCACCUUGACAUUAGCGUACUUCAGGACGUUGGAGACAUGUCGUUGGCUGAGCUUGGAGAAGGAUGUCCAAUGCUCAAAGACUUGGUCUUGUCCCAUUGCCACGAUAUAACAGACAAUGGUCUGAACCAUCUUGUAGAGAAGUGCAAGUUGCUAGAGACUUGUCACAUGGUUUACUGUCCAGGGGUCACUUCGGCAGGAGUGGCUACUGUCGUCUCGAGCUGUCCUCACAUCAAAAAAGUGUUGAUAGAGAAAUGGAAAGUGAGCCAGAGGACGAUAAGGAGAGCUGGAUCGGUUAUCUCUUAUCUCUGUAUGGAUCUCUAG